Messenger RNA from Hibiscus syriacus, 824 nucleotides. RefSeq lists its product as uncharacterized. The transcript is spliced from 5 exons. Bases 270 to 722 code for a protein of 150 amino acids. The record is from RefSeq and is a predicted model, not a curated record. Lineage: Eukaryota; Viridiplantae; Streptophyta; Magnoliopsida; Malvales; Malvaceae.
GUCCAUGUCUCAUUUCAAGCUCUCUCUCUCUCUCUCAUGCAGUUCAAAGGAUUAAUCAAAGUCGCCGCUUAAUCCGCUCUUCUUCAUCCUCAUUUACCCUUCCCAACAUCCACUUUUGGAUUUGCCCCUUUUUCCCCUGAAUUUUGAUCCUUAAACAUCUUCUUUUUCUUUGGAUCUUUCAUCAAUAAGAUUGCAGUAUAGCAGCUCCCUUCAUAAGGAAAUAAACUAAACAAAAUUCUCUGAAUGAAAUAACACCAUUCUCUUCACCAAUGUCUUCUUCCUCUAUUCUUACAAAUUACCCUCUUAUUUGUGCUUUUAUUGCAUUUGCUAUUGCCCAAUCUAUCAAGUUCUUCACCUCCUGGUACAAGGAAAAGCGAUGGGAUAUCAAGCAACUUGUGGGAUCCGGUGGGAUGCCUUCGUCCCAUUCUUCUACUGUCACUGCUCUUGCUACUGCUAUCGGAUUCCAAGAAGGUUUUGGAGGAUCACUAUUCGCAACCGCAAUGAUCUUAGCUUGCAUAGUAAUGUAUGAUGCAACCGGUGUGAGAUUACACGCUGGACGGCAGGCAGAGGUCCUGAAUCAAAUUGUUUACGAAUUGCCUGCUGAACAUCCUCUGGCUGAGAGCAGACCAUUACGUGAACUUCUCGGUCACACCCCUCCCCAGGUUUUUGCUGGUGGACUGCUUGGUAUUGUAACAUCUGCUGCUGGUUAUUUUAUUAUCUAGGGAAUCAGGUAAAUGUUGAUGCUCAUAGUGAUCAUAGAUAUCAUUCUACAAUAGCUUCGAUAUUUGAACCUCGGUUGCCUCAUCGACUGCCACACAAACGAA